CGGCAAAUCGAGUGAAAUAAAUCUUUUGACAGAAGAAAAGUUCAUGCUGGAGUUCUGAAACAGCUUUAGAAAGCCACAUGAAGUCCAAACUGAACAUGGAAACUCUGACCAAGCCAGAGCUGCUGAUGCUUUUCAGCACACUGGAGGGAGAGCUGGAGGCACGGGACGUCGUCAUUGAAGCCCUAAAGGCCCAGUGUAAAGAGCUGUUCAUCCAGGAGCGGUAUGCAAAGUACAACCUCAGUGACCCCUUCCAGGCUCUGCAGAGAGAUAGUGAAAUUGUAGGGGGUUCCAACAAGGAGGCAGGCUGUGCAUCUUCAACCAACCCUCUGGUGGUUCUCAAACUGGUAGUGAGCCACUGCAGGAGGAUGCAGGAGAAGAUGCUGGCCCAACUGGCUGCAGCCGAAAGCCGACACAGGAGGGUAAUUGCAGACCUGGAGGAGGAAAAGAGGAGGCAUGCCGAGGACACAGCCGAGGGAGAUGAUGUCACUUAUGUCCUUGAAAAAGAGAGGGAGCGCCUACAACAACAGCUUGAAUUUGAGCGGAGCCAGGUUCGCCGGCUGGAAAAAGAGCAGCGACGGAUUACUGAGCAGCUGGAGGAAGAACGGGCUCAGCACAAACAGCUCUCCUGCGCCUUGGCCAAAGAGUGCAAGUGGGCGAGCUCUCGGGCUCUAGAGGAGGGUCACCGGCUGACAGAACUGAACCGUAGACUUGAUAAGGAAAGAGAGGCCUCUCAAGCUUUGAGGAAAGAGCUGGAAGAGGAGAGGACACGAGCUUUGAGGAUGGAGGCCAGCGUGGAGGAGCAGCUGGCUGAGUUCGACACUGAACGUGAACAGCUUCGCUCACGUUUGAAGAAGGAAGAAGCUCACUGCUCUCAGCUCCAACGACAGGUGGAGGAGCUGAAGGGGAAACUGGAGGAGGCCUACACAGCGAAAGAUAUGAGAGGAACCAAUGUAUUUCCAGUGACAGGCAAAGAGUGGGCUACAAGAGUUUUACCAGGAAGCCUAUCGGUGGACAAUGUUAAGUUUGAGGUCACUGAUGAAGACUGCACCAACCAACAUGUUCAGCCACAAGUCAAUGGCCACCUUUGUCCAGUGGAGACCAAUGGGUCUCUUGGUUCAAACAGUGUACUCUCAGAGAAAAUGCUCUUUCAAAAUGAAAACGAGACCCCAACGUUGUUCUCCUUCUGCAGUACAUCGCUCUCAACUCAAACUCAUUCUUCUUCCUGCGUUUCUCCCGAUCUAAUGAAACCUCCCACAAGCCAUCAGUCUCCAUACCAGGCUGGGCUCAAUCAGCGGUUCCACGCUGCACGACACAAGUUCCAGGGUAGUUUGGAUGCAGAACCACAGAACCAGGCUGCACCACCUGCUCCCCCCCUCUCACCGAAGGACCUCUCUCCUGGGAGCAGCAGCUCCUCUUCAGAGGCCAACCCAGUGAAGCAGAUGGCCCGCAGCACGGUCACUCAAGUCCUGUCUCGUUUCACCACCGUCCAGCAGAGCACCACAACAAAGCUGACCGCACCCAAUAACUCCCCCUUUGGCACAGAUUACCGCAGCCUGGCAGCACCUUUGUCUCCGGUCAUUGGAAGGGCUGCAGGGGCUAUCCUCCAGGGGAUCAGAUCACCCACCUUCAACAGGGCAGACAGAGGCAACCCUCCACCCAUCCCACCAAAGAAGCCAGGUCUAGCUCAAGCCCCUCUGUCCCCAGCAUCAGUCCCCAAAUCUGCCAGCCAUUUCUCAGACAGCCCCCUGUCAGGCAGCUGUGGACUCAGCUCUGCCCAAGAAGGUGUCAAAGAACUGGACAUGGUAGUUUCAUCAAAUUAA
Messenger RNA from Nematolebias whitei (Rio pearlfish), 1820 nucleotides. Its product is annotated as CTTNBP2 N-terminal-like protein. The transcript is spliced from 7 exons. Bases 78 to 1820 code for a protein of 580 amino acids. The record is from RefSeq and is a predicted model, not a curated record. NCBI's taxonomy places the organism in Eukaryota, Metazoa, Chordata, Actinopteri, Cyprinodontiformes, Rivulidae.